Penicillium cataractarum is the source of this 933-nucleotide messenger RNA. Its product is annotated as SDR family NAD(P)-dependent oxidoreductase. Bases 1 to 933 code for a protein of 310 amino acids. The record is from RefSeq and is a predicted model, not a curated record. Gene Ontology annotation, molecular function: oxidoreductase activity, acting on the CH-OH group of donors, NAD or NADP as acceptor. The transcript is spliced from 3 exons. Lineage: Eukaryota; Fungi; Ascomycota; Eurotiomycetes; Eurotiales; Aspergillaceae.
AUGGCGUCUUUCGAACUAGAUGUCGAUGCAGAGCUGAAAGCCCACUCUUUUACUCGCAGAGCACACCGUGACGUCUAUCCUGCUAUCGACCCUCGUCGUCCUGAGCUUUCUCAAGCUGGAAAGGUUGUUGUCGUCACUGGUGCUUCCCGCGGAAUCGGCAAAUUGGGCUUCGCGGUUUCAUUCGCCCAAGCCAAUGCUGCUGCCAUUGUAUUGAUUGGCCGGUCAGCGGAAGACUUGGCUGAGACUGAGAAGCUCGUCAACAGCAUCAACUCGGGCACGAGAGUUCUAUCCAUUCCCCUUGAUGUUACCGAUACGGCUGGCGUGACUAAAGCAUUCGAGGACAUUGUUGCUCGCUUUGGAGCACCCCACAUUCUCAUCAACAAUGCUGGCUACAUUAACCCACUUGCCUCUAUCGCCGAUGUCGAUGUGGAUUUAUGGUGGAGAACCCAGGAAGUCAACGUCAAAGGAACAUUCCUCAUGACCAAGGCCUUUCUCAAGGCCACUCAGGACGCCCCAGCUGGCAGAACUAUUAUCAACAUGGCUUCGAUGGCCGCACAAGGAAUGCCCCCUGGCAUGAGCUCAUACUCUCCUUCCAAGAUAGCAGUGUGCAAGUUUACAGCCUUUACCGCCGAAGAGAAUCCUGAGAUUACUGUCGUCAGUCUGGAUCCGGGACUCGUUGCUACGGAUAUGGGACAUAGUGUGCCAUAUCUAGCCGGGUUCUUGCAUGAUACUCCGGAAUUAUCCGGGGGUAUUGCGGUUUGGCUGGCUACUGGCGACAAGAAGUUUUUGAGCGCCCGAUACGUCGCUGCAAACUGGAAUGUAGAAGAGCUCGAGAGCAGAAAGGAGGAGAUUAAUGGUGGCAACUUGCUGACCUUUGGGUUGAAAGGGGAAUUUGGAAUUUCGGGUGUUAUUGUUGAAGGGCGGAAACAGUAG